UUCUACGUGAGGCAGCGAACAGUGACAAGGAGACAAGACAAGAGACUUCUCUUAUAUUGUAAGCCACUACUCUUGCCGAUUUUGAUUUUCUGUUUGCUUGAUAUAAGUGAAAUAUAAAAUUUCUUCUGGCUUUUUCUAUUCAGUUAACUUCACAGUCCUGAAGAUUUUGGUGGCAAACACGAAGGUAAAUCAAAAUUUAUUUCAAUACCUGGCUCUAGCUCUGCCUUAAAGUGCGAGCCACAAAGUUACGAUAAGAACCAUUACAAUUUAUAACGUCUGCAACCAUCUUUUCCUGCUUAAGUUCCUUAUUAUGCUCAGAAAUUAUUCUAAUACAUCUCGAUCGAAAGCCAUCCCCUCCAAACAAGCAUUCGUCGGAGGACAGAUUAAUCGCUGAAACAAAAGUAGUUAAUCAAAAAUGUUUUCUCCCUGGCCUUUCAAAAUUUAGUUUAGUAAUCAAUGGUAUUGAUAAACUCCACCGCUUCAAAAGUACCUCGUAAAACUGCUUAAAAUUGUGGCCAAAGGAUUAUCUUUUGAAUAAGUGUUAGGAAUACAUGGCUGCUAAGUAGACAUCUCAAACUUACGGGAGUAAAACACAGGGUCUUAAGCCAAAAUUUUAGCCGUUAGCCGUAAAAGCGAUAGCCCCAUUGAGAUAUCCCAAAUUGAGAAUAUCAAAUAGAACCGUAAAAAAUAUGAUUAUCGUUUUAGAUGAAAAGAAAAGCAGGAACGUUUUUUUAUUUUACUAGAAUUUAAAUUAUUUACAUUUGAACAAAACCUCCGAUCCAAAUCAAACUUCAUUUAGAAAAGAAAUCGUAGUUAUUACAAUACAUUUGAAAUCUCCAUACGCUGAAGAAAGUUACAUAGAAUCGAGAAAUGCAGGAGCCUCAUGCAAAAUUCUUAUGUCUUUACCCAUAUUUGAACUUUCUUGUCUCUGAAUGAAGUUCUGCUGCCAUUCUUGCGUCGAAUUUGGAUCAUGCGAAAAAAUUUCAAUUUAAUACUCAUAUCAAAAGCUAUGAACUUUUAUGAGCCGAUAAGAUCUUUUCUUUAUCUGUAAAUUUUAAUAUGUCGUCCGUGUUUCUUUCCCGCAGACGUUUCCUUGAUCUUACUAAGAAUUUUAUGUUUGCUUAUUUCUAAACAGAUCACCGAUACAAAAUGGUGGUAAAAAUUGCAACCUUCUGGAUUUCUUUUUUCGCGGUGUCAUAUUUGUUUUUCUGUCGCGCAGCGAAUAACAAGUCUAGUCAACCAUCAAACAGCAAAGUGGUAAGUUUUAAAACUCUUUUGAUAUCUCUUAAAUAAGUUCUUGGAAUAAGGAUUCCUUUUUCCACGAAAUAGAGUUAACCAGUACUUGUCUGUGAUGAAAAAUAUUAGAAAUUUUGGAUCCAUGUCACUGAAAUAUGUCCAUGAGAGCUUUUUCAUUAGAAUUUACAAUUUUUCAAAACAUAUCUCACAUUCAUACCAGCAACCUCCACCAUACUUUUAUGCUGGGAUGCCUGGUAUGCACGGAAAGCCUGGGCUCCCUGGUGCACCUGGUCGUGACGGCCGUGAUGGACGCGAAGGAGUUAAAGGCGACCGAGGUAGCCCAGGGAAGACUGGACCUCAAGGACCUCCAGGCCUCAAGGGAACUCCGGGUGUUAAAGGAGAACCUGGAGUACAGGGUCCUCCCGGCCAAAAGGGGCAGCAGGGAGAAAGUGGGAAAAAUGGAAUCCCGGGGAAUCCUGGUGUGAUGUCUUUUAAGAACUGGAAAGAGUGUGCGUGGAAGAACUUGAAUGACCCCAAAAACAACGGCUUGAUUAAGGUGAAUAGUUAUGAUAGUAGGACGAAAAAAUAGUCUAACAUACAAUUGCUAUGUUAUCAAUUUAACUUUUUAGUUUCUUCGUUUGCAAACAACAUUAAUUUCUCACAAACAAAGAAGUCACGCUUGCUAAGUCCCUCCGGGCGCUUACGGUUCCAUGUUUUAUCCGUAUAUCUUCGGUUCCUAGUAAUUCUUUUCUUCAUUUCUCGUUACUUAUUUUCUCAGGAGUGUGUGUUUACCAAGAACUUUUCCUACACAUCUCUCCGUGUUUCCUGGACUGGAGCUCUUCGAGUCUAUGGCUGCACUGGUUGCUGUAAACGCUGGUAUUUCACUUUCAACGGUGCUGAAUGUUCAGGUCCCCUGCCAAUCGACGGUAUUGUGUACCUGGGUGGUGCUCGUUCUGUAAAUCCUCACCGUGUCCGCCAUAUUGAGGGUCACUGUAACAACAUCCACAAAGGCAAGGUGCGCGUGGGGUUCUGGGUUGGUAAUUGUCAGUCAAGUAGCCGAAAUGGUUACGAUGCCUACACUGGCUGGCAAUCAGUGUCGCGGAUCUAUGUUGAGGAAAUUUCGAAACCGCAAGCUUAG
Messenger RNA from Pocillopora meandrina, 2374 nucleotides. NCBI's taxonomy places the organism in Eukaryota, Metazoa, Cnidaria, Anthozoa, Scleractinia, Pocilloporidae. The record is from the annotation of a GenBank genome assembly.